GCUGCUUAGGCAGUCAUACGAUCCGCCGCGGCCUUACGCUGAGUCUGGCGGGCUUGUGACGCGAGGUGCGCGAGAGUUGAUCUGCUUAAGGGCGCCUGUGCUUUGCACUUGUGUCUACUCUUUAAGCGGGGGCUGGCGUAGCUUUCCCCGAAUGCAUUUACGCUUUUGAGCAUGCGUGUGCCCUGCAGACCGAAGAUGUUUCCUGCGAACGGGGGCGCCUGGAAUGGCACCCUUCAGGGCGCCGCGCGGGGACCGGCAUCGCUUCAACGCCCGCAGCAGCACCCGCAGCAGCAGUGGUUUGAGCCCUGGCAACAUCACGAGCAGCACAUGGGCUCCAGUCAGGCCCGCGGCAGCCAGUCGCGCGGCAACGAGGGCGCAACGGCGAUGUGGGUCGGGCCCGGCGUCACCGAAGGCAGUUUCGCCGGGCGUAUGGGCGACCCAGCGGCAGGAUAUGACGCCAUGAGCUACGCUGGCCCCUUGCACGCGCGAGGUGGCGGCCCGGCGUUCAACCCACAUCGCCAAGCCUGCUCCUUCGGCACCGGUGAUCGCAGCGGUGCUGGUGGCAGCUACGCAUUCGGCUACCAGGGUGAUGCUGCCGGCGGCGGAGGGGUGUACAGCGGUGCGCACGGGGGAGCAGGCGCCAUGGACCGACGGAGCAGCCAGGGCCCCACGCAUGGCGGCUUCAGUCAGGCACAGGGCUUUGCGCCGCACCAGCACGCGCCUGGCACUCAGCUGGGUUCGCAAGCCCACGUGAACUCAGCAGCAGGGUCACAGCCUCAGGAACAUCUGCAGCAGCAGCCUGCAUUACGUCCGCCACUUACCUAUCGACAAGAGGACCGGUCACAGCAGACCCCGCUACAGCAUCAGCUCCACUGCCACCCUGCCGCUGACAUGGGGGCCGGCGCAGCGGAUGGAUGGAGAGAUGGUGGCGGCCUGGCGCACUCUCAGGCUCAGCCUAAGCGGCUCUUGGGACUGCACGGUUCCCAGUCCAGCGGUGGCCAGCGCAGCUAUGAUGACGGGGCUUUCUCGCAACCUCACAUGAUGCCGCAACAACACGCGCGGCAUCAAGCGUUCAGCCAGGUUGGGACGCAGCAUUCGGACCUACUGCACCAGUCACAGGCGGCGCCUUACAUGCAGCAACAGCCGCCUUACCAGCAACAGCAGCAGGUCCAGCGGCCGCCACCGCAGCCGCAACAGCAGCUACGCCAGACGUCGCUCAGCCAGUUCAUGCAGCCGCAUGGACCCACGCACUCCGCAGGCGCGGGCCCAAGUGGCGGUUUUGGCACCACCUCUGCGCUGGGCGAGGGAGGCGGCCCGAGCGCAGCACGGCUACGGGUUCCGCUCGCUGCGCCCGAGCCAGAAAACACGGACCGGCUGGUGCCGGUGCGCGACCUCCCACCCGCACUGCAGCCGUUGUUUCCCAGCUUCAGGUACUUCAACUCGGUGCAGUCGGAGUGCUUCCCACAGGCCUACGGCUCGGACGUCAACAUGGUGGUAUCCGCGCCUACCGGUAGCGGCAAGACGGGUGUGAUGGAGUUGGCGCUGCUGCGGCUGCUGAGCGGCUUCCUGGAACCGGGCGGUGAGCGGCUGAGGCCCCUGCGCGGCACCGCCAAGGCCGUGUACGUGGCGCCGCUGAGGGCCCUAGUGCAGGAGAAGUGCAAGGACUGGCAGGCCAGGUUUGGAACUCUGCUGGGUUUGUCUGUUCUGGAGCUGAGCGGUGACGCGGAGCCGGAGGCCUCUGCGCUGGAGGCGGCGGAUCUGCUGUGCACCACCCCCGAGAAGCUGGACGCGCUCAGCCGCAAGCUCAGCGAGCAGCACCGCAGCGCGGCCUUCCUGUCCGACAUCUCGCUGGUGCUGAUUGAUGAGGUGCACCUGCUCAACGAGGCAGAGCGGGGCAGUGCGCUUGAGGCGGGCGUGGUUAGCCGCUUCGCCAUGCUUGCCACCUUCCCGCAGCUGCAGCAGCACGCCGUGUCGCGGCUGCGCUUUGUGGCCGUGUCAGCCACCAUCCCAAACGUACGUGACAUCGCCACGUGGCUGCGCGUGCCGCCCGCCGGGCUAAAGGUGUACGGCGAGGAGAUGCGGCCCGUGAAGCUGCGCACGGUGGUGCUGGCCUACGCGCCCAGCAAGAACGACUUCCUUUUUGAGCGGCGGCUCGACACCUACCUGGCGGGCGUGGUGGCGGAGCACAGCCGCGGGAAGCCCACACUGGUGUUCUGCAGCUCCCGCAAGGGCACCAUCGAGUCCGCCAUGCACCUCGCCAAGGGGGCUGGGCCAGGUGGCCGCGCAGCGUACGUGCGGGACGCGGCGCACGCGGCGCGGCUGGCGGCAGCGGCGCGCCAGGUGGCGGCGAACAAGCAGCUCCAGACCUGCCUGGUGGCGGGUGUGGGCUUCCACAACGCCGCCAUGGAGGGCGAUCAGCGGGAGCUGGUGGAGGGGCUAUUCCUGGCGGGCGACCUGCCGGUGCUGUGCUCCACCUCCACCCUGGCGCUGGGCGUCAACCUGCCCGCGCACCUGGUCAUCAUCAGGGGCACACGCAGGUACUGCGGCGCGGAUGGCGGUGGCGGGGGGCAGGGCGAUGAGGCGGCGGGCAGCAUAGGCGGCUACAAGGAGUAUGACAGGAGCGUGUGCCUGCAGAUGGUGGGCCGCGCCGGCCGACCCCAGUUCGACACGGAGGGAGUGGCCGUCAUCAUGACACAGAAGGAGACGAGAGACCGCUACACCAACCUGCUGUCCGGCAGUGAGGCGGUGGAGUCCUGCCUGCACCAGUGCUUCGCUGAGCACCUGAAUGCGGAGGUCGUGCUGGGCACGGUGCGCGACAUGGCCACCGCCACGCAGUGGCUGCGGACCACCUUCCUACACGUUCGGGUGCGACAGGCGCCGCGCGCAUACGGUCUGGAGCCGCCGCCAGGUGCGCUUUCCAGCGACGCGGCCUUUGACGCCUGGCUGGCGGGGCGGCUGGUGGGCGGCGCCGUCACACGGCUGGCGGCCAUUGGGCUGGUGUCUCAGGACCCCGGCACUGGAGUGCUGGCCGCGCUGGAGCCGGGCCGCAUCAUGGCGCACGCCUACCUGCGCCUGGGCACCAUGAGCGCCAUCACUCAAGUGGGCUCGCACGCUGGCAUGAUGGCGCUGCUGCGGGUCAUAGCCGUGGCGGAGGAGUUUGCGCACAUCCGCCUGCGCAGGGGAGAGAAGAAGGUGCUGAAUGACAUCAACAAGCGGGUGGCUGGUGACGCCCCAAUCAAGUUCCCGGUGCCUGCUGACGCCCCUGCGGCCGGUGCCGGCGGCGUGGCUGCGCGGCCGGGACCACCCAAGCCCAAGGACCGCAUCAGCAAGGCCACCGAGAAGAUCUUCAUCAUGGUGAACGAGGCGCUGAGUGACGCGGUGACAGACACGCUGGACUACAGCAUGCGGCAGGAGCUGGAGGGAGUGCUGCGGGUGGGGCAGCGCAUCGCGGCCGCCAUGGUCAGGUACUUCACGCACCGGCAGUCGUUGGCGGCCACCGCGAACGCGCUGUGCCUGGCCAAGAGCCUCAAGCAGCGCAUGUGGGACGACUCAAAGCAGGUGGCACGCCAGCUGCCCGACAUCGGGCGGCUGCUGGCGCACCGACUGGCGGGCGCAGGGGUGGUGGGGCUGCGGCAGCUGGCUGGCGUGGACCCCCGCCGCAUCGAGGCCGCCACGCAGAAGGCGUACCCUUUCGGCAACAAUGUGCGGGUGCACCUGGCCAAGCUACUGCCGCCUGAGGUGGCGAUAACACUGCAGGCAGUGCCACCGGGGCCGCACCAGAAGGCUGGCGGCAGCAGUAGACAGGGCGUCCAGAUCGAAGUGACGUUAGCCAGGCCCCAGCCCGCGGCUGGGCCCGCCGGCGCUGCCGCCCCUGUCGCGCCCGCCACGAGGACGUCCGCGGUGCUGCUGGUGGGCAGCAGCAGCGACGACAGACUGCUGCGGCAUGAGCGGCUGACCAUCGAGACCUUCACGUCACCGUACACGUUCCAAGUGACGGUCAACCCCAGCAGUGGCAGGGCCCAGCACCAACACGCGCCGCUGCAGGUGCUGGCGGUGCUGGUGGUGGAGCGGCUGUGCGGCCUGGACGUGCACACCAGCUUGAAGUUGGCACCGGACGCAUCCGGCGCGUCCAAGGUGCUGGGCUCGGCCGCUGCGGCGGCGGGGCUGCCCAUGGGCGGCGGCGAGGCCGAAGCCGCAGACGGGGGGAUGCAGGCGGCUGGUGCGUACGGCGGCGGCGGCGGCGGUGGGGCCUAUGGUGGUGAUGCAGCACUGCAACCCUCACCGCUACCACACGGACUGGGAGUCGAUGGCUGCAACAGUGCGGAGGGCCCCGGUGAGGACGGCGUACAAGCCAUGCCUGCCUCCUCCCAGCAGCGCGCGCCAAGGGCUGGCGGUGGCAGAGCUGCAGAGCAGCCCGGCGGACAAGGGCGCGGCGGUCAUGCUUCCGCAGCUGGGCCACCGGCAGCGAGGCCACAGGUGCUAGUGCAGGCGCCAGCUCUGGCCGCGCCGGCCUUCGCUCAGCUAGCAGACCCCACAGCCGCCGCCACGAUGCCGCUGCCACAGCUGCAGUCCACUCGUACGCCGCCAGUGGCGUCGCCUGCUCCACAGUCGCUGCAAGACCGCGCCGCUGCCGCCGGGGGCACCGAUGCCGUGGCUGGUGCUGGUCGCGGGCGAGGCUCCGCAUCUGCCGCCAGGACAGCUGGCGGACAGACCUUUGGUCUGCGCGGUGGCGCUGGCGGCUCGCUGCCGGGCGGCGGUGGCCUAGCCAUGUCGGGCUCCGCCCUGGCGGGCGCGAAGCAGGUCCCCGCCUUCGCGCGCCUGCUGGCGCUGGCGAAGAGCCGCUCAAGCUCAGUCGGGGCGGCACUGGCGGGUGCUGGAGCAGGCGGCGAGGGUGACCAGGACGACGAGGACGAGGACGAGGAAGACAACGACGAGGAGGGGCAUGACGACCGGCCUGCCGGUCAGGCUGGCGGCUGCGCAUGGGAUACGCCGGGUGCCAUGCACGGCGGGGUGGGUGAGCCAGCACUGCUGGUCCAGCAACCGCAGGACCAGUGCCUGGACCUUUUUGACUUCUUGUCAGACCCUCCCGAAGAGCAGCAUGCGUCCGCAGCGGCAGCGGUCACGCCGCCGCCCAGCUGUUCCUUUGCUGCCGGCUUCGCGGCAGCCUCCGCGCAAGCUGCAGCCUCCCGCCCGCAACCAUCAGCAUUUCCGCUGGCUGCGCCGCAGAUGCCGCCCUCAGCCAUGCGGGGUGCCGGCUUGCUACUGCCUGCGCGGGGCGGUCUAUCGUCGCGGCCCGUGUCCGCCUCGUCGGGCGCCGCAGCGGCACACACAGGAUCUGCGGUCUCACCCGCACCGACGCCGGCUUCGUGUGCCGGUGCAGCGCGUCCGCUGGGAGCGUCAGCAGCUGCGUCGGACAUGCUCCUCAGCGACCGCAAGCGCGUCAUGCUGGGCGGGACACGUGACCGCACGACUCUGGACGGGCUGAUGUUGAUGCAGCAGCGGCAGCGCAAGGCCGCAGCUAUGGCCGCGGGCGCGCCGAGUGCAUCUGCUGUGCCAGGCUCUGGCGGCGCUGGCAGCGCUGCAUCGUUGGCGUCUAGUCGGCAGGUGCAAUCAGCGGCGUCGCCUAGGCCCCCGCCACACCGCACCGCGCCCAUACCCCAGACCGUACAUGCAGUUGGGCAGUCACAGCAGUCGCACGUCCUGCAAAACCAGCAGGCUAUGCGGCAGGGCUCAUGGGACGCUGCUGGUAUGGGCGAUGAGGAGAGGGCGUUAGGCCCUAGUGCUGCAGCAGCCGCUGGCAGUGGAGCAGGCGCUGGCGCUGGUGCAGGCGCCUGCUGGGACCAGUUUGUCGACCAGCACGAUGCGAGGUCCGACGUGACACAGCAGCGGCGUCAGCAGGACAGCGGCUGGGGGCAGCCCAAACUGCCACGGCGCUCGUAUGGCAAGAUUGCGGUCGCCGGUGGAGGAGGCCUAGUGGGCUCAGCAGGCAACAACGGCGCAACCAGCUAUGGCUACGGAGCGGCUGCAGAUUACGGAAUCGCACCGAGCCAUUCAUUCAGCCUAGACAAGGCUCUUGGGGGGCCACCGGCUGCUGCCAGCACCGGCGGCGCAACCAGCGUGACCGGAGUCGCGCCUGCAUCCGCGCGGCCAACGGCCCAGCGCGCCUGCGCUCGUGACAUAGUUGGGCCAGUGCCGCUGGCGUCUGAGACGGUGGCAGCGCCUACACCUGUGCGACCUGAAUCCAUGGCUCCACCUCAGCCGCACGCGCACGUGCCUGACUUGAAACCGCUGGUGGCUCUGACCCAGGGUCUUCGCAAGCGGCAGCGGCAGGCAGACACAACAACUCCUGUCGGCGUUGGCGGCACAGUUACCGUGACCAUGGUGGCCGCAGUUCACGCGCUUGGUACCACCGCGAGCGGCCACGAUGAUGAUGUCGACCCCACCCAGGACUGGUUCAGCCAGCUGCAGUUUUAGUGUGAGAUGCAAGAUGUGCCAGUGGACGGUGGUAGACCAGGCUGCACUGUCUGUGCAUCUAGGCAAGUUGGCAGGCUAGCGCUGGCGAACGUGGCUGAUGAAACACCGCAGUAUGUCGUGCGCCGUUGCCGGCGUGUGUCAUUCACCGGCAACCAGUGCCUGAGUAUGAGUCAUGAGGCGGGUAACAGCGUGUGAACUUAGGAGCGGGAAGUUACCCCAGCGGUUGAGAACUGACGAGCUGUGGGUGGGUUGUGCGAACUACGUCCCGGUGUGUGGCUAGAGGUUUGGCGUCUGUGGUUUAAUUGUAGCCGUGUGACGGUGGUGUCUCUCUGGCUCUGGCGUCACCUUCGCCUGCACUGCGCAGGGCGAAGGCUCGUGGGCUCGUGUUGGAGGCGUUGGGCAGCUGGUCAUGCGGGCGCUGAGCUGAGGAGGAGCUGCGUUGGGGGUCUGUUUGCCGUGGUGCUUUAUAAGUGUGUGCUCAGGGGAGCUUGGGGUCCAGGCUUCGUAGACGGGCGGUUGGCUUGCCCUGCUGGGUGGUGAGCGUUGGGUGUCGGGCAGGGGGCCGCCCAUGCAGGAGGCGGUGGCUCCCUAGUCCCGCAACACCGGCCCUGGCCCGGUGUUGCGGUGUUGCUCUCUCUCACACGACCUAUCGUGCGUAGCUUUGUGAAAGCAUCGGAGUGAUCA
Chlamydomonas reinhardtii is the source of this 7158-nucleotide messenger RNA. RefSeq lists its product as uncharacterized. The record is from RefSeq and is a predicted model, not a curated record. Gene Ontology annotation, molecular function: ATP binding; nucleic acid binding. Bases 196 to 6474 code for a protein of 2092 amino acids. NCBI's taxonomy places the organism in Eukaryota, Viridiplantae, Chlorophyta, Chlorophyceae, Chlamydomonadales, Chlamydomonadaceae. The transcript has 24 exons.